This is a messenger RNA of Balaenoptera ricei (Rice's whale), 2390 nucleotides long. RefSeq names its product rhotekin (gene RTKN). The transcript is spliced from 12 exons. Gene Ontology annotation, biological process: septin ring organization; signal transduction; mitotic cytokinesis. The record is from RefSeq and is a predicted model, not a curated record. Bases 647 to 2302 code for a protein of 551 amino acids. Gene Ontology annotation, cellular component: actomyosin contractile ring. NCBI's taxonomy places the organism in Eukaryota, Metazoa, Chordata, Mammalia, Artiodactyla, Balaenopteridae.
CUGGGGGUUGGGCCGCAUUUACCCCUCUGUCCCACUCCCUGGGCUCACUCAAUCAGGUCCUCACCGUUAUCCUUCUUCUUCCUCAAACUAAGCCAGAACCCCUUUCAGAAAGCAACCUCCUGACAAACCCCACGACUCUGUAGAACCUGCAUGAAGUGUCCCCUCCCUGCCCCCUUCCAGUUGUGCCUGCCCCUCACACCCUACCGCACACAGAUUCUCUGUCCACCAGGCCAGGGAUGUGGGCGGGGGCUGGGGAGGGGCCAGAGUCGGAAUGAAAGAGCCUUUUUCUUCCACAGCUGGGAGAACAGCUGCCACCAAAGCAAGACUGGACACUCUGUGCCCAGAGUCCCCUCUGCAGCUGGCCUCCUCUCCGGGGACCCUGCUCAUCCUCACCUCGCUUUCCUUUCCCUCCAUGCCUGGCUCCCAUCAGGGCCCUGGAACAGCGGUAGGCAAGGAAAGUUUGUCAGCCAGAGGGGUCUAACGGGAGCGCAAGAGGGACAGGGGCUGCCUCUGCCCUCUGUCCAAGAACUGCCCACCUCUUUCAAGACCAGGGGAGCAGCGGGAGGAAUUGUGGGGCAGCGUGGUGCUUGCUCGCCCCACCCUUCUGAGGGGUCAACAAGGGAAGGGGCACCUGGGGGGCACAGAGAUGCAGGACAGAUUGCACAUCCUGGAGGACCUGAAUAUGCUCUACAUCCGGCAGAUGGCGCUCAGCCUGGAGGACACAGAGUUGCAAAGAAAGCUAGACCAUGAGAUCCGGAUGAGGGAAGGGGCCUGCAAGCUGCUGGCGGCCUGCUCCCAGCGAGAGCAGGCUCUGGAGGCCACCAAGAGCCUGCUGGUGUGCAACAGCCGCAUCCUCAGCUACAUGGGCGAGCUGCAGCGGCGCAAGGAGGCGCAGGUGCUGAGGAAGACAGGCCGGCGGCCUUCUGACAGUGGGCCGCCCGCUGAGCGCUCCCCCUGCCGCGGCCAAGUCUGCAUUUCUGAUCUCCGGAUUCCCCUCAUGUGGAAGGACACAGAAUAUUUCAAGAACAAAGGCGACCUGCACCGUUGGGCUGUGUUCUUGCUGCUGCAGAUAGGGGAACACAUUCAGGACACCGAGAUGAUCCUGGUGGACAGGACCCUCACAGACAUCUCCUUUCAGAACAACGUGCUCUUUGCCGAGGCAGGGCCAGACUUUGAACUGCGGCUGGAGCUGUAUGGGGCCUGCGUGGAAGAGGAGGGGGCCCUGGCUGGAGCCCCCAAGAGGCUUGCCACCAAACUCAGCAGCUCCCUGGGCCGCUCCUCGGGGAGGCGUGUGCGGGCAUCACUGGAGACAGCUGGGGGCUCAGGGAGCAGUCCCAUCUUGCUCCCCACCCCGGCUGUUGGUGGUCCUCGUUACCACCUCUUGGCUCAUACCACACUCACCCUGGCAGCAGUGCAAGAUGGGUUCCGCACACAUGACCUGACCCUCGCCAGUCAUGAGGAGAACCCCGCCUGGCUGCCCCUUUAUGGUAGCGUGUGUUGCCGUCUGGUGGCUCAGCCUUUCUGCAUGACUCAGCCUACUUCAAGUGGUAUCCUCAAGGUGCAGCAAGCUGGGGAGCUGCAGGACUGGGUGCGAGUGCAUGGAGUCUUGAAAGGCACAAACCUCUUCUGUUACCGGCAACCUGAAGACACAGACACUGGGGAGGAGCCGCUGUUUACUAUCGCGAUCAACAAGGAGACUCGAGUCCGGGCAGGGGAGCUGGACCAGGCAGUGGGCCGGCCCUUCACCAUGAGCAUCAGUAACCAGUAUGGGGAGGACGAGGUGACACACACCCUUCAGGCAGAGAGUCGGGGAGCCCUGCAGAGCUGGAUGGAAGCUCUGUGGCAGCUUUUCUUUGACAUGAGCCAGUGGAAGCACUGCUGUGAUGAAAUAAUGAAAAUUGAAACCCCUGCUCCUCGGAAACCACCCCAAGUACUGGCCAAGCAGGGGUCCUUGUACCAUGAGAUGGCUAUUGAGCCGCUGGAUGACAUCGCAGCGGUGACAGACAUCCUGGCCCAGCGGGAGGGCACGAGGCUGGAGACGCCCCCACCCUGGCUAGCAGUGUUUACAGACCAGCCUGCCCUGCCUGGCCCUUGCUCGCCUGCUUCAGUGGCCCCAACCCCAGCCCAGACCCAUUCCCUGCCCUGGGGGAGACCCCGAACGUUCUCCCUGGAUGCUGUCCCCCCAGACCACUCCCCUGGGGCUUCUCACUCGGUUGCCCCUCUACCCCCGAAGCGGUCCCCACAGUCCAGAGGCCUCUGCAGCAAAGGCCCACCCCACACUUGGCUCCAGUCACCAGUGUGAGACGGUGUGCUGGCAACAGGAUCUGGUCGGAAGAGGAGAUGAUCUGUGUGCAGUUGGGCUCUGGAUUCGGCGCUGUUUGUAGCAGGUU